CUCCUUUCUCCCUCCGCCUGCCUGACCGCAGCAUCUCCUCCCGCUCAGGCAGGAGCGACAGCCCUGUGUUUUCCUCCAGGUCCAGCUGUGGGUGUGUGGGUGUGUGUGCGUGUAUGAGAGUGAGUGUCAGCGGAGGAGAUCAGCUGCUAUCCAUGCUCUCUUCCUAAUGUCACAGUUUAACUCAGCUGCUUGAAACACCGGCUGCGGCUAUGGGAGCGUUUGGACUGAUGAUGAGGAUUUUACAGUACGCGGGACUUUACGUUCAACUUAACGCGGGUCUGCGUGACGGAUAUGUAAAGGUGGAUAAUCGCGUCUCUGGAAAUGCUCUGUUUACGGAGGUCCCUCGUGACGUUACGACACAGAUCGGUGAAGACGUGGAGAUGGCUUGCUCCUUCCAUGGGGCGGGCUCUCCCUCAUUCUCCCUGGAGAUCCAGUGGUGGUACAUCAAGAACCACAAAGACUCUCAAGGGCUGGCCUCACAAAUCUCUAACACAGUUGGGACUCUCGAGGAAAUGCCGAAAGAUGCCACCAAAAUUAGUGUGGUAAAAGUGGCCGGCAGCAACAUCUCCCACAAACUCCGUCUCUCCGGUGUGAAACCAGCAGACGAGGGCACGUACGAGUGCCACGUCAUCGACCACAGCGGCCCUGUGGAGCAGCGCUACCGUGUCCAGGCCUACCUCCGAGUGGAGCCGGACAGGCUUCAGGAGUCUGACGACGCUCAGCUGCAGGAACUCGAACACCCCUCAAGGGGGAGCCGCUUGCAGCAGAACAACGACCGGGAACUGAGGAAGAGAUCAGCUCACACUAUUCCUGACUGCAGGGGGCGCUGUGUCCUUUAGAGUGGGAAUUGUGUCUGUCUGCAUGUUCCUCUGUUAGAACGUGUGUGUUGGUUACCACACUAGUGGCUCUUUAUUUCUUGAAGGAUAUUCUGUGCUUAAUGAUCUUAUCUUGUUGCUUGGAAGCCAGUGUUGGUGGAUGUUAUUUAAAGGGUUUUGUGUACCAGUACAUUUUUUGUUCUUGUUGUUCUUUUUU
Molecule: messenger RNA, 1032 nt
Organism: Poecilia latipinna (sailfin molly)
Lineage: Eukaryota; Metazoa; Chordata; Actinopteri; Cyprinodontiformes; Poeciliidae
Product: V-set and transmembrane domain-containing protein 2-like protein
Exons: 4
Coding region: 210-839 (209 amino acids)
Cellular component (GO): membrane
Source: RefSeq, a predicted model, not a curated record